AUGCAGCGGUCGACGAUUGUCUCCCUGCUGUUCGGUCUCAACAUUAUAGCAUGGAUUAUUCUGCUGGGAGGUAUCUCUGCCUGGCAGUACAACUGUAACAAGGAGAACCCAGAUUCCAUCGUAGAUGUCUGCCUGACGGCGUACGCGCAGCUCGCAUGGUGGGCGGUGUUCUUCCAGCUCUUCACCCUGAUCUUCCUGGCGGUGGCCUACUACACCCGCCGCGGCAGCAACAAGCUGGGCCUGAUGGUGACGCUGGCCAUGGUCACCACCCUCUUCUUUGUGGUUACAAACAAUGCCUUCACCGUUGUCAAGUCGUCCAGCGGGGCACUGCGGAGCUCCACGGAGGCCUUUGCCGCAGGGGCCAUCCUGACCAUGAUGGCCAACCUCCUCAUCAUCUUCGUGCUGGGGGAUGAUAUGAGCAGUGCGGUGGCUGCGCAGGAGCCCUACCUGAACAGCAACCCGGCCUCCUCGGUACAGAUGUCCGGGGCGAAGCCCACUUCCUCCGCCAUGGUCUGA
Molecule: messenger RNA, 516 nt
Organism: Auxenochlorella protothecoides
Lineage: Eukaryota; Viridiplantae; Chlorophyta; Trebouxiophyceae; Chlorellales; Chlorellaceae
Exons: 3
Coding region: 1-516 (171 amino acids)
Source: RefSeq, a predicted model, not a curated record